CCUCCUGUAUUCAACAUGGAGUCUUAAGUCCAUUUCAGACAAGAGAACUGUUUUCAAGUGUGUAAUUGGGUACAAAGGAGAGUGUAUGGACACAGAGGAAGUUAUGUGGAUAAAGCCAUGAGCCGAACUACAGAAAACUGAGGCUUUUUUUAAAAAAAAAAAUAAUAAUAAUAAAAUACAUUUUUGCGCGGCAAAGCGGACGGGGUGCCACGGCCGUGCAUGCUUCUUGCUUCCGGGGUUUGUGCUGUGAAUGCGGUGAAAGUGAGCCGCAGCAGAGGACUCCGAUGGAGCCCAGACAAAUCAGCGGGCUGCACUCGGAGCUCAGCACCCACUCCACACCGGUGUCCGCGAGUGUGAGUGAGGAGCUGCUCCCAGAUGCCCAGGUCUUAACGGUGACAGCGGAGUGGAGUCAGAACGAUCCAGUCCGAGGCUCCAGACACCGCUACAUGCAGCAGUGGAGGCUGUUCAUAGACGGCAACAGCUACAAGACCAUCACUGGUGUCCUCUCACCAGGGUCAUGUGUACCUGUGACUGGAGAGUUGUUGAGUACAGUGUCUCCCUUUCGGAUGCAGAAGGCCGUGAUCAGGGAGACCUGCGGCCACCAGCUCUUAGAGAUAUGGGACCGGCACGGCCUCAGAAAAUGCCUCAACCUGACUGUCUUCAACCAGCAUGGCAGAGUGUAUGAAGACGCACACUUUGGCUGCUUGUCGUGGUUGGAGGGUGAGAACAAGUUACUGUAUGUAGCUGAGAAGAAGAACACAGAAGAAACACAUGACGGAGCAGAAUAUUGCAGGAAGGACAGGAGUUUGUACUGCGACGACUGGGGAGAGGGUCUGACCGAUAAAAGCGUCCCUGUUCUUUGUGUGGUGGAUUUGCACAACGGUUCAGUCAGGGUGUUGCAGGGUUCGCCGCCCGAUGUCUCUCCUGGACAGGCUCUGUGGGCUCCCGACGGCCGCUCAGUUUUUUUUGUCGGCUGGUAUCACGAACCUUUCAGACUCGGACUGAAGUUCUGCUCCAACCGCAGGUCAGCCUUGUUCAGACUUGACCUGGACGGACACUGUGAACGUCUGUCUGGGGACAACGUCUCUGUGUCCUGUCCCAGGCUGUGUCCGGACGGCUCCACGCUGAUCUACCUGCAGGGCGAAGUGUUCGGUCCUCACAGCCAGUGCCUCAGUCUGCAGCAGCUGGACCUGAAGAGUGGGAAAACAUCCACGCUGUUGGACGUUGUUAAAAGACCACGGGCUGGUGAGUUUGCAGGUGUGUAUGAAGCUCUGCCGUCCAGCUGCUGGUCUGCAGACGGUCAGCGGGUGGUGUUCAGCAGCGCCUGCAGGAACUGGAAGGAUGUAUUCAUGGUCGACAGAAGAUCAAAGAAAGUCACCUCCCUCUCUGAUAAUUUCUCUGAUCCUUCCCAGGUUUAUGGCAGCUGGAAGCUUCUGACAAUCCAGAAAGACCUGAUGGUCGUCUGCUGCUCGAGCCCCAACACGCCUCCUGCUCUGAGAGUAGGAAUCCUCCCAUCUGCAGGCGAGGCUGUGAUCUGGAAAACUCUGCAGCCGCCCAUCGCCACCUUCGAUUUCCACUGGACUGUUCUGGAUGUUACUCCUUCACCAGAAGAGGACAACACGUUCUACUCCGGUUUAGACUUCGGAGCCGUCUUGAUUAAACCGUCUUGUUCUCUCCGUAAAAGCAAAAUACCUAUGGUCGUCUUCAUCCACGGUGGCCCUCAUUCACAUUUCUCUGCAGAAUGGAACUCUACCAUAGCUGGACUGGCCAAACUCGGCUUCGCCGUGCUCAUGGUGAACUAUCGGGGAUCCACGGGGUUCGGCCAGGACAGCAUUUUGUCCUUGGUCGGUCGGAUCGGGAGCCAGGAUGUGAAAGACGUUCAGAGGGCAGUUCUCACUGCUCUGCAGAGCGACACCACCCUUGACCCCGACCGCUUGGCUGUGUUUGGUGGUUCUCACGGCGGUUUCCUGUCCUGUCACCUGCUCGGUCAGUACCCAGAGUUCUACAGGGCGUGUGUAGCCAGGAAUCCCGUCAUUAAUGCCGCCACGUUGGUGGGAACCAGUGAUAUAGUCGACUGGCGUUACACGACUGUGGGGCUCCAGUACUCAUAUGGCCAGAUACCCACUGCUGAGGCCCUGGCUGCUAUGUUAGAAAGGUCACCCAUUGUACACGCUGCCCAGAUCAAGGCUCCGGUGCUGCUCAUGUUGGGAGGCAGAGACAAACGAGUGUCUCCUCACCAGGGCCUGGAGCUUUAUAAGGUUCUGAAGAGCACAGGAUCACCCGUCAGGUUGUUGUGGUUUCCAGAGGAUGGACACUCUCUGUCCAGGGUGGACACACAGGCCGACUGCUUCCUCAACACAGUGCUGUGGCUGCAGCAGCACGUCUGAAGUUCUGUUGAACUUUCAGGAAAGUGAAGACUGCCAGGCUUCAGCGGGCCACUGCCUUUAAAAAAAAAGUAUUCUGUAACUCAGUGUUCCUUUGUUAAAAAAACAAAACAAAAUAAAAACAAUUUUAAGAAUGAG
Mugil cephalus (flathead mullet) is the source of this 2522-nucleotide messenger RNA. It is a transcript of the gene apeh2, whose product is annotated as S9 family peptidase. Gene Ontology annotation, molecular function: serine-type endopeptidase activity. The transcript has 21 exons. The coding region runs from base 285 to 2387 and encodes 700 amino acids. The record is from RefSeq and is a predicted model, not a curated record. Gene Ontology annotation, biological process: proteolysis. Lineage: Eukaryota; Metazoa; Chordata; Actinopteri; Mugiliformes; Mugilidae.